CUGUUAACGGACCGGCCAGCUGUCACAUGGCUUCUACGGGAUGCAGACGGUUCAUUUUAUUGGGGAACAACGUGACACCGAGGCUCAGGUUGUAGCUUGAAUCAGGCUAUGGCUCAACAAUAACGAAAAAGAAGAAAGACAAAUCCCGGGACAAAGGUUACCGUGCCGUGUGACUCUGUGGCGCCCGAGGGGAACUUUCACUUCUCUGUGAAGUUGCUCUUGUUCUGUGAAACUCCGCUUGUUUACGUGACUGCUGUAGUUUAAAGGAAAGCUAUUUGGAAAAUUAUUAGAGUUUUCAUUCGACACAUCCCGGUUUGUUUUAAUCGCCUGAUGAAUGUAAAAAACUGCGUAACAAGUUUUAAAAACGCACCAGUUCUUCUAGCGGCUGUCUGAACAGCUGACUCACCGACGUCACCGGGGCGGUAGCGAUGUUUUGAUCAGAGACCCCCUCACGGUCUGAAGAUGAUCGGGUCUCCUGACCUGUUGGCCUUCACCGGCACUGAGGGGUUCGGGGAAGGAGAAGAGGACCAGGAGUCCCAUGGUCUACCAGAAGACCUGUCUGUACCCCUUCUACCUUCGUCUAACCCCUGGAUCACCUCUGCCCAGUUUCACAGAGACUUUAUUCUGGUGGCUGAAUUCUCUGAGCAGGUGGGGCCGAAGCCUGUGCUGACAAUACCAGACGACUCCAGAGUCAUCGGAUCGUUCGACCUCAACCACUUCUCUGUUCGCAUCAUGUCUGUGGACUACCAGGCGUCCGGCCCCGGCCACACCCCUCCUGCAUCACCCGGCCCCCGCCUCAACUUCAGUGAGGACUCUAAAGUGGUUUUGGGAGAUUCUGCUGAGAGUGCAUUUGCUUACGUUCACCACAUGACCCUGUAUGACCUGGAGGCUCGGGGAAUGGUGCGUCCUUUCUGCGUGGCGUACGUGUGCUCAGACCAGGGGAAGUUGAUGGACAAUUAUGCUGAGCUGUCGACGUGCUUCUCUCAGGCUGCUGACAGCCUUAAGACAGGAAACAGACAAGCGUUUUCUAUGGAGCUGCAAAGGAAAUUACAAGAACUGGAGUACACACGGCUGACUCUGCAACAGGACCCAGAGCGUCUGAGGGCAGUUAACGGGUUAACAGAAGAAGAGGAGUCAGAGGAUGAGCUUGAAGCUGUGGAGCGUUUGAUCUGUAAUCACAGAGACCUCCUCCGCCAGGUCACUUCCUACCCAAACAGGAAAAUGAAACAGCCGGAUUUCCUACCUUACGACCCAGCCGACUCUCUCACCGAUCUGUCUGCAUUGAUGCCUCUCCAGCCCUGCCCCCCCUACGCCUUCUUCUCCUCCUCAUCCUGCAGGUCUGAUCGUCAGCUGAAGCCUCUGCAUGAGCUUUGUAACUCCUACUUCUUGUCGCUCAUGAAGGAGCAGCUCAGUGAGACAGAGCGACGCCUGCGCGGCGAUAGAGGUGCACUGCAAACUGCUCGCCUCACGCGCUCGUUGUCCAGACGGCUCGAGCUCGUCAACUUCAUGUUUGAACUGUGGAGCCCAGAAGGCCGAGAGGAGGAGGAGGAGGGGAGAGAGAGCGCCGAGGCAGAGCUACAGAUGAGGAAGAAGAGCAGCAUGGAGGAGCUUCAGUCGGAGCCGAUGAGCCUGGAGUCAUUCUCGUCCUGCGUAGAGGAGAUCCCCAUCAAGAUGGAGGCAGGAGAUUCCGGGAGAGUGACCCCUGACCCUUACGUUGCCACAGAGAUGAUGGGAAGUGUGAGCAGCGGGGACAGCAUUGAAGUGCUUGGGACUGAGAAGUCUUAUCGGACACAGCAUUUAGACGCAAAAUCUGAUAGCAGAGAGACACCAGUCAUGAUGGUGGAUACUUCCUUAAGGCGAGCAGCAGGAGAUUCAGGCAUCAGGCGCGGGCGAGUGUACGCCAGGCGGGCUAACAGUGAGGACAGCAUCGAGGUGCUAAGCACCACUGAGUCCAUCUGUCCUGAAGACCUCACCGCCAUCACAGAGGAAGAAGCAGAGCACCAACCGCUGGGGAACGGCUUUGAGAAACUGACAGAGUCCAACGCUGACGAUGUCCUCAAAGUGGAGCGUAAACUAAAUGCAACUACAUCAGCAAGUGAGAAUGAAAAAGAAGAGCCUGUUCAAGAGGAACGUUCUGAAUUUGACAGAGAAGAGUCCUUAAAGCAAACAACAGUCAGUGGCGAGGUCUUAAUUAAAGAGAAGAAGGUUACUGAUUGUUUGGAGAGCAGUCAAAUCCAUGAAGACAAACAUCCUGAGAAGACACCUAAACCUCUGCAAGUUGACGAAGCGACCGCGUCGACGUCUCAGUGGUCUGAAGUCAAUCAGAUGGUGAAGACUGCACCCAACCUCCACGUCUACUUCGCUCCGCCUGUUGCCCUGGGCGAGAUUGAGAUGUGGACCCGGCCCUGCCCUCCUCUCAGGUUGGUGAGCGUCGAGGAGGCGUCUGACUGCACCAGCUUCACCUCAGACCCGCCCUCUCCCACACAAAAUAUCUACAGCAACAUCCAAUCCCAUAAGAGACGGAGAAGGAAGGCGGGACUCAGAGCCCUCAGGUUCCUCAAACAGAACUCAUUCUCCCAGCAUGCCUUGUUCUGUCUCCUGAGUGGCCGGCCGCUGGUUGUCAUCGGAGGUGAUGAGAUUUUAGUGAGAAAAAUGGUGGAUGCUCUGAGUCUCUUUCUGCCUGCCCCGGGUCCUGAAAGGAACGCUGUGAUGCCAUGUUUGAGUGCCCCGCUGCAACUGACCGACCUGAUCACCUGGAGACUGAUAGGAAUACAUAGAUCUCCCUCCAGCUCUUCAACCAGCAUCCUUCACUCUCUGGCUCGCUACAGUCGUUAUCUGGCUAUGUUGGACCUGGAUCAGAGGACGCUGAACUGUCCGUCAUACUCGGGCUCUCUCAUCAGCAGACUGGCCGACCCUCACACCGGCAUCAGCCGGGGCAUCACCUACCUGCUGCACCUGGAGAGCUGCCUGACUGCACUGACCAACCAGGCUCUACUGUAUACAUUUAAUUCUGCUUUACAGAAACAUCUAAGGACUGCUGCAGGGACUGAUGGUAAUGAGAAGGAGGACAGACUGGCAACACAAGGAAUGUGUAGCAGUGAGAGCGAUUUAAAAGUGAUUGAAUUCCUGUCUGAUCUCAUCAGUCAGCGCCAUGUACAUGGACCGCCGGUUUUAAGAUUCUCCUUAAGCUCAGUUCACCUGCACAGAAAUACAAAUGCAACAUAAACACUGUAUGAACAAAAAUAAUCAACUGUUUAUGAAGGUUGUUUAUUCAAAUCCUUCCUAAAUGCACUGAUUUCUCUCCAACUUGGACUGCUACACAAUAUGCCACCUGCAAAAGUGAACAUGUUAAGACUUAUUUGUUUUAUUUGGAGUGUUACAUGUUAGUGUGUGUGUGUGUGCAUGUUUUUUUUUUUUUUUUCAAUGCUGUGAGGAGUGCUUUACAUAGUACUGGAUGAUAUGCACUUGUGCCUCUCUGGCACCAACAACUUUUACAUGCUGACAGCCUAUGCAGCAGAAACACUUGACUUUUUAUAAAGUUUGAUGUUUUUAAAAUGAAAGAUUACCUGUACUUCUGAAUCACGUCAACUCUAUAUAUUUAAGCUAUUGAGCCUAGAAUUAAAACUGUAUAAUUUAAGCAGCCAAAACAACAGAUUUGAUAUAUUGUUACUUUGACUUCAUGCAGCUUGAUGGUUCAGAAUUACAUGAACUUGUCGUUAUUUACUUUUAAAAAAAUGUCUCCAGUCUGUUGUGCUGUAAUGUAACUAGUUUAGAUGCUGUAUAAUGAAAUCCUGAAUUUCCCCUCUGGGGAUCAAUAAAGUACUAUCCUAAUGCA
Labrus mixtus (cuckoo wrasse) is the source of this 3835-nucleotide messenger RNA. RefSeq names its product Smith-Magenis syndrome chromosome region, candidate 8b (gene smcr8b). The record is from RefSeq and is a predicted model, not a curated record. Bases 463 to 3225 code for a protein of 920 amino acids. Gene Ontology annotation, molecular function: GTPase activator activity. NCBI's taxonomy places the organism in Eukaryota, Metazoa, Chordata, Actinopteri, Labriformes, Labridae. Gene Ontology annotation, cellular component: guanyl-nucleotide exchange factor complex. The transcript has 6 exons.